GAUAAACACGGAGCCAUUGUAUACUAUCACAAUCCUAGAAAUUCUACCCAAUCGAAUUAUGGUAGUUCAUGUCCCCUGAAUCCACAUUUCAUGAAUAGUACAUACGAGGAUACUUCAAAUAAUCCACCAAUCAUUGUCAAGCCAUCUAAUGCUGUUUAUUCAAAAAAGCUAGAACCAAGUCCACUUAUAGAUGAAUAUGACGAAUGUGAUCCCCUAGGUAUAUAUGCUGGUGCAGAGAUAUACGCAACUGCAUUCCCACCGGAUGACAUUAAAGCAGAAGAAGAAGAACAUGGUGGAGAUAUAGGAAAGACAGAUGAAAAGGAUAAACGAAUAUCAGUAACAGAGACAAUUGUAGAUCCAUUUGACGAAGAUGCCCCUCCAUUACCGCCUCUACGACCAACAACAUUCGAUGCUUCACCAUACCAAUUAUUAAAUGAAUGCACUCAACUAAUCGAUAAAAAUCAAAGACCACAAUCUCCAUCAACAUUGAGUACAUUUACAAAUAAUUUCAAUGAUACAACACCAUAUCAUCAACCGUCUAGUCUACAAUCUGAACAAUUACCAAAUGUCUCGAUCAUCAACUCAUCCACUUUUGAUAAUAAUGAUAAUGAUAAUAAUAACAGUGAUAAGCCAGCUAUUUAUCAGCGAACAUCAAGUAUUAGUAAUGUUUAGUAAAUGCUUUUUUUAUUUACACAAAUAAUUCCAUUUUUGAAUUUUAUUCACGAUUAAUCAAUAUUUUUCUUAAAAAUAUGGAAAACUAAAUUAAAAUUUUAACAGCUGAUUUCAAAUUUGAUCCCGGGAAUGUAUACAAUCUUUAUUUGAUUAAAUAAGGAAGAGGAAUUUGAAUUAGGCGGUGAAAAUCUCUCUCUCUCUCUCAAAUGUUUGGCUUUGUUCAAUUGUUCAAUUCGCCCAAUUACUGAUACUUUUGCUUGUUUCGUUUUUAAUCAGUUUUCGUGAUUUAUGAUUUGUGAUUUAUCUGCCUCUUCGCCUUUUUAAUCUAUUUCGCUUUUUGUUUUUUACUGUUUGUAACAUAUUGUGUUCUGAACAUGAGUAAACAUUAUUGCAUCUUGUAUUUAUAUUUGUGGACAAAAGUCUAAAUAUCAUUCCGAUUUUA
This is a messenger RNA of Trichobilharzia szidati, 1114 nucleotides long. The record is from the annotation of a GenBank genome assembly. Lineage: Eukaryota; Metazoa; Platyhelminthes; Trematoda; Strigeidida; Schistosomatidae.